This is a messenger RNA of Xyrichtys novacula (pearly razorfish), 10552 nucleotides long. Lineage: Eukaryota; Metazoa; Chordata; Actinopteri; Labriformes; Labridae. The record is from the annotation of a GenBank genome assembly.
AAAAGACAGAGCUGCGCGAGGUUCAAAACACUCUUCCACGCGCUCCUGACAGUGGCGCGCGCUUGCACAGGGCUCUCUUUGGUCCAUGUCGCUUUCCCGGCUGACAAUCUUUGAGAAAACUGUCACUCCAGCAGCGAGAAAAUGUUCAUGGAGGAGGUCAGUGUUUCGGCUGCUGCUUAUAAAAAGUGCAGGAGAAUAAUGCAGCACUGAGUCACCGAGAAAUGUGAGUAGAAAGCUUCAUUUUGUAACUCUAUAUAGCCGACAAGACGAUGAAGGUUAGGACGACUGACGUUAAUGUGAAUUACAAAACACCAGGUAGCCUAUUAAAGUGUCUUUUUUUCACCGAGGUGAGGUUUGGAUUAAUUAAUUUACAUUUGUUUAAAGUAAAUGGUGUAAUUCAGCUGUUGUUUGGCUGACUUAGCCUAUUUCUUGGCAUUGGAGUUAAGCAGGUUUUCAUGGAGGUCAAGGUAUGCCAACUAUUCAGCUUUAUUUACGUAUUUUUGACCCUGCUACCUACUACUGUAUAUUAAACUGUGUGUGCAGUUGUAUCUAUUUUAGUGAAAAUAGCUUCUUGUACUCUUAAAUAAGUAUGUCUUGUUGUUUUAUUCUUUUAAUUUGAUAUUGUGAAGCACCUGUUCUCUAAAGGUACUACAUAAAUCAAGUCUAUUAUUCAUAUUAUAAUAAGUGCACUAUAUAUCAAAUUUGGUGAUUUGUGACAAGACAAAGCAAGGGUUUAAAGGAUAAAGAAGGGAUGGCAGUUUAGUGAACAUAGUGCAAACAACCUCAAAACAAUGAUUUGGCUUUUCCUCAUAAAUUCCCAUUUUAGCCUCUCCCUGUCACUACUGUGUAGCAGCUCUCUAUACCCCAUUGUAAGGAUGGGAGGAAGAGGAAGACGCCACUGUAAAUCAGAAAACUCCUGCUCAUAACUUCAUGCUCUAGCCUUCCUGUUAUUCAAACUUAAAAUGGGCGCACUACUUCUUCUUUGCAUUUUCCUGUCUGGUGACGCCUUCAAGCCUUACUAGUUGUUCCCCGCUGACUUCCUACAAGUGAGUUAUUUGUUUUGUAUUUAUUCUGCGAUUUUACUCUGUCUUGGAAGAGGUCAGGGGUCGAGGAGGAGGACGGUCAUGCGGUGUAGAAGAAGACAGAGGCACAGACAUCGGAAUGCCACAGGCUGUCUCACUGCUGCCCUUCCUUCUGGUGCUCAUGGGAUAUGGUGAGUCUUAGCAAACUUUCUCGACAACAAAACUACUUUUCCGAAACACCACUCAUGCAGACACGUUUCACAAUAAAUCUUUAAUUCACUUCAGUGUUUGCCUUAAUUUAAAUAGGACAUUUAUGUUAAGCUACAGAGAGGCAGAGCAGAGAAGGAGAGUCAGCCUCUUCCUCUCAACAUACUCUCUUUGUUUUGUGAGGAUGUGAGGUCCUCAGAACAGGAUUUACACACUACACAACACAAUAGACUUUAAAAGCAACUGUUCUGAAAUAGCUUUGUGAGUAACCUUCAUACAUUAAGGUGUAUACAUUGACUUUAAACUUAAUUUUGCCUUGACAUAAAUGACAUUAUAGAGCAUUUCAUGACUACAGACACGCCUCAACCCCAAUUGAUUUGUAUAAAUUGUGAGUAUGCUGAAUAGAAAUGAAAUUUCUCAUUGCCCUCUGCUUCUCCAUUGUAAUUAAACAGCCUUAUCAUAUCGAUAUACACCUAAUUAUGAAUAAAUCAUGAAGGACAGCAUGUUCUUUAAACAUGGCAGUGUAUUUAACAUGACACUUAAUAUCAGCCACAACAACACUGUAAGACUGUACGAUCUCUAAUAUUUGUGCAUGGUACAUAAACAAACGCUGAAAUGUCUUUCUCUUUGCCCUCUCUCACUCCUGCGCAUCCUUUUCCCUAGCUUUUGCAGGGCUCAAUGUAUGGCCUUCCUUCCACGUUGCCCUUAGCAACGCCAGCGUUUUUGUGGACUUCAGCACAAAAUCCAACACCAGCACCAUCCGCAGCUCUAGCCUCUCUCUGGUCAACACAGAAACCAACACCACCCUCCUGACCAGGACUCUUCCCAGCAACCAAUCAUCCGGUAGGGUGGAGUUCAACUGCUCCUGCUUCCUGUACGCAGGAACUUUCCGCUUCCUGCUGAGACAGACCAGCAUCUCUGCUGUAUCUCAUGAUAAUGGGACUGACGGCAGCAGCAGCACAGAGAGCACUACCUGGUGGUGGAGUUCAGAACUGCAGGUGCAGUGGCCCACUUUUCACAUUGCUGUGGAGAGGGCCGGAAACCACUCAGGAUCGUUCAAGGCAAGACAAACUAAAACUUGGAUUAUUGUGGUGCAGAAUAAUGGACUCAGGCUUUCAAAUGGUUCAACUGGAUCAGAAGAAUUCAGGUUUCAAAGUCCUGAUUUUUACUGUUUAGGAUUAGUGUAUCUGUUUUAUUCUUAAAAGAAAGAUGUCAAACUUUACUUCCCUUGCCUGUUUUUUAGAGCAACACUGUAUAGAUCAUCUUGACCCAGAAACAUACUUUUCAAGAUCACCUCAGUUUAAUGACUCGAGUCCAAAAUUCAUUGCUAUGUUGGCGAUUUUGACAAAGUAGAAAAACUCCUACAGUUACCUCUGGCAGCUGAUAACUUUAUUCUAAAAGAUAGAUCAAGUAACAGCACAUAAAACAAGGUAAAUAUAUAUAUAAAUAUAUUUAUUUUGAUUCUAAGCUAUGUCUAACUACUAAUCCGCAUUUGAUCUAUGACAAAUAAAGUGCGAUAAACAGACUAAAUCCAAAUUUAGAUUACGAUGAAAGACAUAUAUGUGUCGCAGGUCCCAGCAUCCUUGCUGGCCUUGAAAAACUUCUUUAAUACACAAAAGAUUGUACUUAAAAAUGUUGACCAAAAAAAUUAAAAGACAGUAAUUUAAAAAAGUUUAUAUAUUUUUAGAUUGACAGAUAAUUUAUGGCAUUAAAAUCUUUUUUUAUUCAGUGCAAAAUAUACAUAAAUGUUAUAGAGAACAUACAAAUAUUCUAGGAUGAGAUUUUGGAGGGCUUUUAGUAUGUUUGGAUUAAAUCAAUUUCGUAGUCAUGUGAUCAUAAAAAAUAUUAUGAUUUUAUGAGUAACAUACAAGGCUGUGAGAAAUGCUCUGGAUAAAGGACAAAGAAGAAGCAAAUGGUUGUUGCACUCAUGGGAAUUUGUACUGAUAGAUGUUUUUGAUAGUUUAUCUUCACAAAUGGAGGGUCUUACUUAUCAUGCAGCAAAGUAGCGUCUUGUCAUUGAAGGCCCACAUGUGCAGGGGAACAUUUUAAGCAGAGUCUGACUAUUAGUAGUUAUUACUAAAUAUUGCAAUUUCUACACAUUGUACCUUUAAUAUACUUGACUCCUAAAACUCUCCUCUAUCCAUUUUCAUCUUUUUUUCCAUGCAGGAUUUUUUCCUUUAGCUUUAUUUUUUUUAAACCAAAGGUAUCUCAGCUCUUCUUUGAAUAUUUUGAACAAUAUAUACUGGAGGUUUAAAACAAUCAAAUACAAAACUAGAUCAUGUGAUCCAGUUUGAGUAUUCUCCUCUUUUUGUUUUAUUAAAUCUGAAAGCCCAUGUCUGAUCAGAUAACUACUGAACUGCUGGACCCUGAUUGAUUAUUAAACCUCUCUCCUCAUGUCUCUCUCCAGAUUGGGAUAUCUACGAAUGAACACUUUCAGUCCUGCUCCAGUGGCAUUGACUCUGCAGUCUUCCUUGAAGUCAGCUAUAUGGAGUAUAACCAGAUAGGCCGCAACAGCAUCGACAAGGUGCGAGCCCGCACACGACACCCAAUCAAACCCCUCCGCUCUCAGAGUAUUCAGCUGCCCUGCGCCUUCUCCUUCACGGAAAAAGACUUCAUACGAGUGGCUCUUCGUUCUCCUCAUGCAGCACAGGAUGUGAAGAACUCUGGACCUCUGUACCUGUCCCGUAUCUUCUCCUAUAAGCUGCAGGUGGAAAACAGCAAUGCAUUCAGGAGUGGCUGUGAAGGGACUAUGACUGUGAAACUGAUUACCCCUCCUUGUGCUCUCAUCCAUGGGAAAGUGUUAUUGUACAAGGAUGCAGGUAUUAGGAGAGGGUUGUCUGCAUCCUCUGCCUCUGGCGCGGGUGGAACAGCACUGAUGGGGUUCGAGCCUGAGGAUCCCUUGUCUCCUCCAUUGGCCUUCAACUGGCUGACUCCAGGGGAGAAUGAGACUGAGUUUAACUGCUCUGUGUUUGACCCAGGAAGGAACAAAUACUGCUUCCGCUUUGUUUUUAACUUCAGUCGCUCUCCUAGUCCUGCACAGACCUGUUUGGUGGUUCACAAGAGUGCUGGUGAGCUUCAAUAGAUUGACACAUAAACAUUUAGCUACUAAAGGAAUACAUUUCUACUCUAUUUCUGCUUGUUAUUAAGGAGAGACAUAUGAGCAUGGGCGCAGUCAAGCCCUAAUGGAGCUGGGAAGGGGUUACUUAAUCUUUUCUGCUACAUGAUGACAUUUUAAUUGUUGUAAGAGGAAAAGAAAAUGUUAGAAUCUUAAUGAUAUUCAUGCCACAGCUUUAGUUUCAGGGUCUGGGCACAUCUGUGUGCUUUUCCUGCUUCUUUGGGACAAAAAGACCAAAGUUCUAGAGUGAGAUCCAACAUCAGAUGAAUAUCACUUUUGUAACAAUCGUCAAAUUAUUUUUUCUAACUUUUAAAUGACAAAAAAUAUGAAGAAAUCUGUGGUUCAGAGGUUUACUAGGACACAAGGUUCAAGAAUAAACAUUUUUAUAGUAUGGAGGAUUAUAGUUACCAGUUACAUUACAAGAAAAACACAAGUGAAACUGACAAUAGAUCUCGAACACUGAGAUGAUCAGUGUUUAAAAUUCAGUGUCCAUUCCUGUGUAGCAAGUGUAAAUACAGAAAAGCUGCUUGCAGCUUUGCCCUGACUUUUCUAUUUUGAGAAGAAAACAUUAACUCGCUGACGUCAUUUGCUAUGAUGGAUGCUUUUUUCAUUCCUAUGAGGAAGGGCUUAAUUUGUGCAAGCUUUUUGAUCAGUCAUCCCAGCAUUAUAGUGAAGUGAAAACAUCAGUCCUUCAUAGAGACAGCGAUAGCAUCAUGGGCAUUUUGGCAUGAAUCCGCAAGGUAGUUCACGUAAGCAGAAUUAAGGCUGCUAAAUUUACUGAUUUGUCUGUAAUUAAAUCAAUUGAUUUGCUUAUUUUUUCCUUUCAGAGUCAUGGGGUCCAUGGCAGCCGUGGAGUUUGUGCAGUGUGAGCUGUGGAGAGGGUGUGAGAGAGCGAGUGCGUGAGUGUUUGCUGCCCUCAGGUGUUGGGGGGAUGCAGUGCACCGGCAUGGUGAAAGAGCAGUCCCUCUGCUCACUGGAGGCCUGUGCAGGUCAGUCUCUUCGUGCUUUAUUAAAGUGUUCAGCUUUUCACCUCUUUUUCUACCUGCAAAUAUAUAUUUUUUAUACAAAAUUCUGACUUGAUAUAAUCACAUAUUUUCUUUCUGUCUUUUCCAGUUUUGCCCAAACCCUCCCCUUCCCCACCGACUGCAUCUGUCGGGAUAACACCCCUGGGUAGUAACAUGGUUGUGGUGGCUGGUAUCUCGCUUUGCCUGGCUGUGAUUAUGGCAACUGUUGUGGUGACAGUGUGGAGAAAAUUUUGCCAGACCCCUCAGUGCAGCUCCGUCCACAGAGGCUCCAUGCACUCCCCUGGAGGACGCAAGCUCUCCGACGAGGCCUCCAUUUGUGGCCACAGCCUCCAGAGACCCAGUGUGUCAGACGGUCAUGGCGGCGUGGGGGUGGUUGAUUCUCAGAAAGACGCUCCUGUCCCGGGUAGUCAGCCUCUCACACAAACCCUGGUGAUUCCGAUCCCACAGGACCCAGAAAGGCUUUCCCCUUCAGGUCAGAAGAUGUUGCCACCAAUAUUUGGGUAAGUUUUGAACAUUUUGAACUCUAAUAAUACAUUUAAAACAUUCCUGUAUGGUUUAUUUUUCAUUCUGCAGCCUCAGAAAUAACAGAGUUGUUUUUAGGUACCGACUGGCUCAGCAGCAGUUAAAAGAAAUGAAGAAGAAGGGAUUAAAGGAGGCCACACAGCUGUAUCAUGUCUCAUCCAGCCCUGUCCAUGAUACCUUGUUAGAAACAUCUGCGUCACCCACUGCUUCCCCCAUUCCUACACCAACAGGAUUUGUUCACUCAGCGCUCCCAUUGGGCCUUCAGGAUGACACCACUCAGAAUAAUUUCCGUAUUGCAUCUCCCUUUUCUGAGCUGCCAUCGCAAAUUUCUAGGGUCACGCCAGACAGGUUAAGUCCCAAAGUGGAGCUGGUCUUAGGAUCCUACGCCUCUGCUAAUAAAAACGGAGGAAGCUCAAGAUGGCGGGAUCGCACUGCAGACUGGGUGGAGAUGGUGGAGAGAAGCGGGUUAGCAGGAUUCAGAGGAAGUGGAGAUGCAGGGGUGGGGAACCACAAGAACCCGAAUUUCCGUCGCACCUCCAGUUUUAAUGAUAUGAAACCCCAGCUUCCAUCGUCUGCACAAUCCAGACAGUUCAGAGAAAGGAGCAUGACCCAGGUCACAUAUCUAAUUUUGUUCAUCUUUUAAUAAAAACGAUGUUGCUGAUAUCAUUUACUGAGAAUAAUCAUACAUGUUGUUUUCAGGUGGGAUCUCGUACUCUUCCUGAGGGGAGUUGUUGGACCAGAGGAGGAAGAGAGAGGCAGCCAUACUGUUCGUACCCCAUUCCAGAGCAUGAGGCCUCAGACUGCUCCCAGUCUAGACCCCAGAGAGACGACAAGAGGAAGCCCUGGAUAGAGACAACUGUUCCUUCUGUCAGUAAUGAACUCAGGCAUGCUGGAACCAACACAAACAGCAUUUCAGCCUAUGCAAAACAUGCUAAAUCAGACCAUAGUGGCACUGCAGAGAGGCAGAGGAGUGGUGGGACAGGUGGGGAGGGAAUCUCAGGGAUUGGGGGUCCACUGAGCUUGGAUCGCGCAGAGCGGGCUGAGCAGAACUGGAACCGCCGGGGACCAUCACCCAUCCAGAGGAAUAUCCUGGCACGCAAAUUAAAGGAGGCUCAGUCCAGCUCUGGAGGGAGGGGACGGCAGCGCAGCUCUACUUUUAGUGUGUCAACCCCAGAGCAGAGGACAGGUCGCUGUCGCUCUUUGCCGAUGUCUGGAGAUUACAGCAGCAGCUGUGGCUCCCCCUACAGGCUGAGUGAGGCAGAGCAGAGGAUGUUGGACUUAGAUCUGUCCUCAACAUAUGUCAGGGAGGAAGAGUAGACCAUAAAUACUUUGUAGAAUUACACCAGGAAGAAAAUGCACUUGCAAGACAUGCCUUAAAUCUUCUCUGCUACAUCUGUGACUGUAAUCUUAUCCAGACACUCGCACAUCUGCUAAGACUGUUCUUCUUGUUAGAAAUGAAGGAAGUAUGCAUAUUUUGAUAGCGUUUAUCUUAUUGUUGUAAGAUGUUUAAAUUCAGGAACUUUUUUGUAUUAUUUUUUAAUUUUUGUUAUUUAAAAUUAGGCAUUAUAAGUGACCAUAUUUUGUCUGUUUUUUCUUGAUGUUCAUUUUGGGUUUGCAUUCCAACUACUUGCACAGUAUUCAUCAUGAUAACUUGGUCAUCUAAUGAGGUGUUGUUCUUCAAUAAUUAUGCACUGUCAAAAACAAGCUCUGUUAGUUAUAAAAUGUAACACACCACAGAAAAUAUUUAAAAUGUGCUGUUUCUAUUACGCUGCAAAGUCCCCCUCUGUUACACCGUGCUGAAACAAGACUGACCCUUACUGUUUGAUGCAGUUUGUUUAUUCAUUUGAUUAAUGCCAUAAACAUAAGAGAAUGAAAGAGAACAGUACUAUCUAUAUGUUGUGAUUAAAAUCAUGAAGUAAAAAAGAGACAAAGAAUAUAACGUGGCAUUUAUCGGCUGCUUCCACAAGGCAGCUGAACGCCAUUGUUUUUAGAUGUCUGCUCCGUCUCCACUGCCUGCAGCAUCCAAGAAAACCAGGGGCCGCACCUUCAUAGUGGUAUGUCUAAGUGAAUACCAGAGGCCUCUCCAUGUCCCCCACACAACACCGUUGUCAUUCCGGCCCUUGUACUUUCCACUGCGGUAGAACUUUCCGUUAAGGUUGGCUGCAUGACACCUGUAGUUGUAGGGCAAGUUUUGAAGUUUUAAAAUAAGUGAUGAUUUUUUGCAAUAAAUGAACAGAAGGGGGAUUAAAUUAAGAGCAUUGCAUUAGCUAUACUCAUGUAUACUUAAGUUGAAAGGCUCACCUGUUGAACCACCAUCCUGCGUUGUUUUCCUGAGCACAGCUGCCCUGGAGGUAGCGGUCAUUGUCCUGCCAAUCAACAUCAACAUCAUCAUCAUCAGCCGUGUUGCUACAUGUAAAUACCCUUAAAACUAUGACUCAUUAAAAAUCCCUCAUCAGACUUAUAGAGGUGAACUCAUGACUUACCUGAUCUCUGGUGCUGAACUGCAUACCACUGAGACAGGUGGACCAGUGCUCCACCAUCCCCCCACUACCAGUCAGGGCAUCUCCAGCUUGCCCACUAUAUAUCUCAUACUGGAGACGAUACUUAUCCUAGAUAGAUAGGAUAGACAUUAGAAAAGAUUACUUUUGGAGGAUAACAGUUUCAGACGAAGAAGUGGAACUGUGAAAUUACUGAUCUUACGGCCUCAUCGGCGAUCCUGAAAUUCUCAUAAAAUGCAUGAUUUCUUUUUCCUUCCCAGUCCAUUAGCUCUAUCUUCACCAGGUUAUUACCUUCAAAGCAAAGACGUAUCAGAAAAUAUCAUUUUGAAAAGCAGGCAACCAGACCAAUCAUUAAGAAACUAUAAGAAACGGAAUCGUAAUAGAAACAUGAAACAUGAAGUUUUGUUUUUUCAUCAUUUCUGACCUUCUGAGAGUAGAGCGUGAAUGUUCUCAUUCCCCAACCAAAACUCAUCAUUCCACAAUUUAAAGUCCCCAAAGCCAUCCCUGUAGUCCACCCAGUCUCUGAAAGAGAAUUAGCCAGAUAUAUUUUGACCCACAUGAGUUGACAGCUUUUUCCAGUCAACACCUAUAUCAUAAUCUGUCACUGGGAUCAUUUUAUAAUCAUGGGCUCUAACUACCUGUCAAAAUCAACUUUCCCAUGCCGCCGUUUCUGGAACACUGUCCACCCUCCUCCAUCGUCCAUGUCACAGUAAACCAAAAAAGGCUCCUGGUGUUUCUUGGGUCUGAUACGGUAGAAACCGCUGGGUAGUUUCAGCCUGUCAAACAGCUCAGAACAGUCUUGGAAGAUGGAAAUGAAACAGUCUUUAGAAGUAGUGCUGUGAAUUAUUACUACCCUUAUUUGAAAUGAUAAUGGUCUCAAAAAAAGGAAUAAUAAAAGACAUUGAGUAUUUUCUCAUGCUCGUAUGUUAUUAAAUCUAACUUGCACUGAUACGUCUAUAAAUAUUAGCAUUUCCUACCUUUGUCAUGCACAAUUAAGUUGCCUGCUGAUGGAAGUAGUUGGAUGAGUGUCAUAUCAGAGCUGUCCAGUGUCCCACUACUGCUGUGGUUUCCACCAUGGUCAGUGUCUGGUUUAGUAUCAGGCAGAGCAGGUUGCAGCGGGCGGAAGUAUUUGUGUCUCUGCAAGUGCUCAACCUGCCAAGUCCCCAGCAAGAGUUUGUUCUCCAGUUGUCUUAUGCUGCGUUUGAGAGCAGAAAUCCCUGGUCCACAUGAGUCUAGUGCCUAAAACAAAGAAGAGAUUUGUAGGUUAAACAAGUCAUUUGGAUCUUUUUAAGAUAGCAGUGUAAUAUCACACAGAAAAAAGACCAGUAAACCAGCACAUGAAGCAGAUUUGUGUAUCAUUUCAGCUAAACGUGUUCAGCUUUCCAGUUGAAUCAAUACACAUCCUGAACCUCUAAAUAGUACGAGCUACAUACUGACUGCUGCGCAGAGGAAGUCAUAGGUGAGCACACGAAAACCAGCAACAGCAACAGAGGCAUCUCUUUUAUGGAGAAAUCCUUCAUAACUCCAAAAUCAGCCUGAAAUGAUAAGUGUAAAAUACAUGAAAAUGAACACAAAAAUCAAAUUGUAACUCCUUAAAACUGAAAAUAUCUGUACUGUGAGCCUACCUUUAUUUCCCAAUGCCUCGUCUUGUUUUCUCAGACUUUAGGGUUCUCCUCCUCGCACUCUUAUUUAUGGGCUGGGCUGGUCCUUCAUGGCUCACUUAAGAGGAUCCAGACCGAGCCCACCUUGCCAAACACUGAAUUUGAGCCAGUGUGAAGUUACCUCUUCUAUCAAGCAAUUUAGUAUUAGGAAAGAGUGGCUAUUCCUAGACCUGCACAUGGCUCUGCACACAGUAAUAUUGAGAAGACGCCAUUCCUGAAAUACCCAAACAUCUGUUCUUUUUAUGUCCUGCUAUGGAUGUUUGUAAAUUAAUUUCCAUUUUGACCAGUGCAAUGUGUUUCUCACCUUCAUAUUGAUCACAGUAUUGAGGGUGUUACACAAAAUUACAAAGAUUUGAUGGGUUUGGUAGAUACAUAAGAAAUCUUCAUAUUGAAGGAUUUAAAUAGCCUUAUCAAGGGAGUUAUGCUGCUGUGCCAGUGUCUAACCUGAUUUCGAUUGGCCACUGAUCCUUUUAGCUGUGACGAUGAGUUGUUUCAGUAACUU